Mustela erminea (ermine) is the source of this 3288-nucleotide messenger RNA. RefSeq names its product splicing factor 1 (gene SF1). Gene Ontology annotation, molecular function: zinc ion binding; mRNA binding. Bases 403 to 2415 code for a protein of 670 amino acids. The record is from RefSeq and is a predicted model, not a curated record. Gene Ontology annotation, biological process: regulation of mRNA splicing, via spliceosome. Gene Ontology annotation, cellular component: nucleus. The transcript is spliced from 13 exons. NCBI's taxonomy places the organism in Eukaryota, Metazoa, Chordata, Mammalia, Carnivora, Mustelidae.
CGAGCUCAGUUCGCGCAGUAACAAAUGAAGUGCGCGCAGCGCCACCUCCCAGCUCGCCAGGCUCGGCCGCCAUUUCUUCGCCGGGCCUAACGGUCCGGCCAAUCCCAGCGUGCAUCGAGGAGGCCUAAGGCUCCACCAAUCGCAGGCCGCCGAUUCCGACCCUCUUGCCUUGGCUCGGCCCAAUCCAGGCCUCGGACCCGUCGCCCCCGGCCCGCCCCCGCGGCGCCCUCUCUCCUCCCUCUUUGUGCGUCUCGCGCCGCCGCCGCCCGCCGCGUGAGAGGACGGGCUCGGCGCGCUCCGCGGCAGCGCAGUCGGGUCCCCUCCCCCCGGAAGGUUCGCGAAGAAGAAGAAGCCGCCGCCGCCGCCUAAAAGGAGCCGCCAGUGCCGGUCCCCGGGGGCGCCAUGGCGACCGGAGCGAACGCCACGCCGCUGGGUAAGCUGGGCCCCCCCGGCCUCCCCCCCCUUUCCGGGCCCAAAGGGGGCUUCGAGCCGGGGCCACCGCCUGCUCCCGGGCCUGGGGCGGGGCUGCUGGUGCCCGGGCCGCCGCCACCCCCGCCCGUGGGCUCGGUGGGGGCCUUGACCGCGGCCUUCCCCUUCGCGGCGCUGCCGCCGCCGCCACCGCCGCCGCCCCCGCCUCCCCAGCAGCCGCCGCCGCCGCCGCCCUCCCCGGGCUCCUCGUACCCGCCGUCGCAGCCUCCCCCUCCGCCGCCGCUCUACCAGCGCGUGUCGCCGCCGCAGCCGCCGCCACCCCAGCCGCCCCGUCAGGACCAGCAGCCGGGCCCGGCCGGCGGCGGAGGAGACUUCCCAAGUAAGAAGCGAAAGAGGAGCCGCUGGAACCAAGAUACCAUGGAACAGAAGACAGUGAUUCCAGGAAUGCCGACAGUCAUCCCCCCUGGACUUACUCGGGAACAAGAAAGAGCUUAUAUAGUGCAACUGCAGAUAGAAGACCUGACUCGUAAACUGCGCACAGGAGACCUGGGCAUCCCCCCUAACCCUGAGGACAGGUCCCCUUCCCCUGAGCCCAUCUACAAUAGUGAGGGGAAGCGGCUUAACACCCGCGAGUUCCGCACCCGCAAAAAGCUUGAAGAGGAGCGACACAACCUCAUCACCGAGAUGGUUGCCCUCAACCCUGAUUUCAAGCCACCUGCAGAUUACAAACCUCCAGCAACACGGGUGAGCGAUAAAGUAAUGAUUCCACAAGAUGAAUAUCCAGAAAUCAACUUUGUGGGGCUGCUGAUUGGGCCCAGAGGGAACACCUUGAAAAACAUAGAGAAGGAGUGUAAUGCCAAGAUUAUGAUCCGAGGGAAAGGGUCUGUCAAAGAAGGGAAAGUUGGCCGAAAGGAUGGCCAGAUGCUGCCUGGAGAAGACGAGCCGCUUCAUGCCCUAGUUACUGCCAACACCAUGGAGAAUGUGAAGAAAGCUGUGGAGCAGAUAAGAAACAUCCUGAAGCAGGGUAUCGAGACCCCUGAGGACCAGAAUGAUCUACGGAAGAUGCAGCUUCGGGAGUUGGCUCGCUUGAAUGGGACCCUUCGGGAAGAUGAUAAUAGAAUCUUAAGACCCUGGCAGAGCUCAGAGACACGCAGCAUUACCAACACCACAGUGUGUACCAAGUGUGGAGGGGCUGGACACAUUGCUUCGGAUUGCAAAUUCCAAAGGCCUGGUGACCCCCAGUCAGCUCAGGAUAAAGCACGGAUGGAUAAAGAAUAUUUGUCCCUCAUGGCCGAGCUGGGCGAAGCGCCCGUGCCAGCAUCCGUGGGCUCCUCCUCUGGGCCCGCCACCACGCCCCUGGCCAGUGCACCCCGGCCUGCUGCUCCUGCCAACAACCCACCGCCUCCGUCUCUCAUGUCCACCACCCAGAGCCGCCCACCCUGGAUGAAUUCCGGUCCUUCAGAAAGUCGGCCAUACCAUGGCAUGCACGGAGGUGGUCCUGGUGGGCCUGGAGGUGGCCCCCACAGCUUCCCACACCCGUUACCCAGCCUGACAGGUGGGCACGGUGGACAUCCCAUGCAGCACAACCCUAACGGACCCCCACCCCCUUGGAUGCAGCCGCCUCCACCACCGAUGAACCAGGGCCCCCACCCACCUGGGCAUCAUGGCCCUCCUCCAAUGGAUCAGUACCUGGGAAGUACGCCUGUGGGCUCUGGGGUCUAUCGCCUGCAUCAAGGAAAAGGUAUGAUGCCGCCGCCGCCUAUGGGCAUGAUGCCGCCGCCGCCGCCGCCUCCCAGUGGGCAGCCCCCGCCCCCUCCCUCUGGUCCUCUUCCCCCAUGGCAGCAGCAGCAGCAGCAGCCUCCGCCACCCCCUCCGCCCAGCAGCAGUAUGGCUUCCAGUACCCCCUUGCCAUGGCAGCAAAGAUCCCUCCCCGCAGCGGCGAUGGCCCGAGCCAUGAGAGUGAGGACUUUCCGCGCCCAUUGGUGACCCUUCCAGGCAGACAGCCUCAGCAGCGCCCCUGGUGGACAGGAUGGUUCGGCAAAGCAGCCUGAGUUAUUUUUGUGGAUGGAUUCGGAACACGCUGGCUCCAUAUCGUGAAAUUUUUAUUAAUUUUUUUCUUUUUCCUUUGUUGUUUCCUUAUCUCUUACUUUCUUCAGACUCCGUCCAAGGAGAUGCUCUUCCCCGAUCUUCUGCUGCAAUUAGAUUCCUUUCCUUUUUCUCCAUUCCUUGUUCUUCUCUUCCCAAGGAGAGGAGGGAGCAAAUGGUUUUAGGCGCAAGCUUUGGCCAUUAAUGUCAGUCUGUUUGUGGGGGGAGAGGGGCCUUUGGUUCUAAGAUUUUCAAGGUUGCCAUGACCACCCCAGAGUUGUUGAUUUUUGUUUUUUGUUUUUUUGUAGUGUAACAUUUUGUCUUUGCCACCUUUAUAGGGUAGUGGGUUAAUUUCCAGGUCCGGGGCCGAAACCCAUCCUGGCACCCCUGCCAGUGAUAGGUGGGGCCACCUAAGCCACUUCAGGCUUGUCUGCCAUCCUGGAGAGUCCUUUCCGUGCUCCUUGAGCACCUGAGCUGCCUCAGAUUCCAUUUGUUCUUCUCCUUCCUGGAAGGUUUCCUUUCAAAUUUUAUUUUAAUCCCAAACGUCUGAAUGUUUUGCAGUGUCUAGGGGUUCGAGCCCCUUGUUUUUCGUUCUGCUUUUUUCUUCCCUUCCCUCUUCGUGGAGUGAUUAUGUUGACAAGAAUGUAUAACGCGCGUUCUCCUCACUGGUUUAUCUGCAGAAAUUUCUCUGGGCUUUUUUUUUUCGGUGUAUGAUUCAACACUGCGUUAAAGGGGGAUGUUCCAUUGAAUAAAAGAGCAGUGUGGUUUUCUGGG